Carassius carassius (crucian carp) is the source of this 2838-nucleotide messenger RNA. Its product is annotated as autism susceptibility gene 2 protein homolog. The transcript has 13 exons. The record is from RefSeq and is a predicted model, not a curated record. The coding region runs from base 468 to 2717 and encodes 749 amino acids. NCBI's taxonomy places the organism in Eukaryota, Metazoa, Chordata, Actinopteri, Cypriniformes, Cyprinidae.
AGAGCACUGCCAUAAAGGAAGUGUUCGCUUAGUGUGUUUGAUACCCAACACCACAGACUGUGAUCCUGCAGACAGACUGGCAAGUUGAGAAUAGAGAGAUACUGUUCCCCUGUGUCUCAUUCAAGAGCUGUUGAACGCCUGCUGAACGCUGCACCAGAGACAACUCUCUAAACCUGCCAGAUUACAGCCUAGAACGACUGAACCGACACAUUUCUAGUGGAUUCAUACUCUGUUCAGGGGUGUGGAGAGUGCAGAGACAUAGAGGUCUUGCUGAUGUUGCUAAUACCACAAAUGCGAAAGCAGAAAACAAUGAUCAAAAUGCCACGAGGAGGAGACAUUUAGAACUCAAGAAAGACUGAAGGAAAACUGAAGGAACAAGCUGUUUGUAGUCAUUUUUGUGCACUUGGAGUGCAUCAGCACAAGUAAAGAAUAGCAUUGUUAUCAUCCCCAUCUCUAAACACCUCAACAUGUUUGCCCCGACGACAGCCCUGGCUCCUCCUCCUCCCCUCUUAACAGGAAGUGCUCUGCCAGUGCCCAGCGCGCCAGCAACAGCUCCUUACACAGAUCAUGACCUACUACGGCAAGAGUUAAACUCUCGCUUCUUGGCCUCCCAGACUGUCGAUCGAGGAGGCGCUCCAGCUCCCCCGGCCUGCCUGCGCACAGAGUUCCACCAGCACCAGCACACACACCAACACACACAUCAGCACACCUUCACUCCAUUCCCCCAUUCCAUCGUGCCCAGCCCAGCAGCACCACUGGUGCGUAGCCCUGCCAGACAAUUUGACAAAUACCCCGCUAAAGUGGAUAACUUCCAUAGACACAAUUUGGUCCCGUCCUAUCCGUCAGUAAUGACUGGAAUACCACCUAUGGUUCCACCUGCUGGACCAUUCAGCUCUCUCCAGGGAGCUUUUCAGCCCAAGGCCUCCAACCCACUAGAUGUGGUGUCAAGGCCAGGAUCUGUGCCACACCAACUUUUACAGAAGGACUCCAGACUUCUUGACCCCAUGUGUCCUAAACCAAAGAAACCUGGGAAGUGGUGUGCAAUGCAUGUCCACAUUGCAUGGCAAGUUUACCAUCAUCAGCAAAAAAUUAAGAAGCAGAUGCAGAUUGAGCCACAUAAAUUAGAUUUUGGAUUUAAGCCUGAGUUUCUGAAUCGAUCACCUGUCUCGAGCUUCAUGGGACUGCAGCCACGUGAUUUACCCCGUCCCUCCACCAUCCUCUCUAAUGCAGGUCCCACACACCCUUCAGUUUCGCCCUAUGGACCCUUACCGCAUACCCCAAACAUUCUCCACAGUGUAAUCCCCCAUCAUGAGACUCUUAAUAAGCCACUCACCUUUGGAGGGCUAAGUACACUGAGCUCAUCUGCCUUUGGAGGACUAGGAAACCCAUCACUAACACCAAAUGCAGCACAAGGGACUAAAGAUAGUAAAACGAUGCCAACUUCAAGUGGACAACUGGAGACCUGGAACAGAUUGCACCAGACACCCUCAUCCUUCCCAACACUGCCUCUGUGUCCAAGGCCUUCUGAAACUGAGAGAGCUCUCUCUAUACCGGACAGGGCAGCGAUUAAGAGAGAUUCCCUAGACAACAAAGAUGACAAGGAAUGGGAGCCAAAAGAGAAAUCAAAUGGGAGGCUUUUGUCACCCAUCAGGAAUAGUGCACUGGACAACAAACAACCAACAGAGUCCUUCAAAAGUUCCUCUCCUGAUGAGACCAAGGAAGAGGAGCAGACAAGAGAGAAAACACAAGCCCAAGAGCUUCCACAACAAACUCAACAAACCGAGGAGCCAAAACACAAAGAGAUCCAAAGUGACAAAAAAGAAAAGGAUGCCAAAAGUGAGCAGCAGCAGCCCGCUGAGGACAAGCCAGCAGGAAAAGAGAGUUCAUCACCCAAGCAACAGAGAGAGGAUCUCAAGCGGCCAAACAGCGAUAGCCAACCCUGGGAGCCAGCUGAGAAGAAGAUUAGAGUCGAAUAUGAACCCGUGGCAAAGAGCAGCAAGGUGAGGGUGAAGGAGGAGAAGAGAGACAACCAGGACCAUGAGGUUACAACACACCAGAAAGCUUUGGAAAAACCAUGGCAGGAUCCCAGAGUCCCUGCUAUUAACCCUUCACCUCUUUCAACUAUUCCUUUGCCAAUAGGAAUCCCAGCUGGCCAUUCUGGUCUUGACAGGACAAGGCUAGUCUCACCUUUUCUGGGAAUGGGUCCACUUCCUGGAGCCGAAAGGCUGCCUUACUCGCCUCAACACUGGGAGUCUAUGCGGAAUGUUUACCGAGGCUUAGAUCUUCCUCGUAGGGACUCCAUGGGCAAGGACCUCCUAAUAAGAAAUGACCCCCUGCAACGUGCCAUGAUGGGGCACCCUGCUUACCCCCGUGAGCCAUUUCUGCAGUCCAUGGCCUUGGUGCAAAGGAGUCAACUGGAGGAACGGCAGCGUCUGGCCUUCCUGAGAGAGGAAAGCGAGCGUAACCACCUGUUGGCUAUGCAUCAUAGUGCACUGGAUCCUCACUUACCACAUCCAGGACUCCUCGCGGCGGCUUACCCCAGCACAGGGCUCCCACAUUACACCUCGCUCAGUAGGUCUCUACCUGCUGCUUAUAUACAUGCCCAACCACACUCGCUUUUUCCAAUGCUGGCAGCAAGGUCAGGGUCUCCGAGACGGAUGACCCCUCUCACAGACAGACCCGUUUCAUACCCACACAGAGACACUGAGACUCGGUGAGCUGGACUUAAUCAGAAACUGACGGACUUAUGUAUAUCAAGCACUUCGUGUGAAAUAACGUGUAGUCGAAAUGUACAGUGGUGGAAAUGAUUUUUUUUUGGGGUCAAAAAAAAUACAAAAA